AUGCAGAAAAGUAUAUAAAGGAUGGAAAGUAUCAUCAUCGGUAUAUUAUCUCAGAUUGUUCAAGAGAGAUUGCAUCUAUUCUACUCUAUCAGUGAUUUCAUCCCAUCAUCAUUUUGACCCUUACAACUAAACAUGGCUUCCAAGAUAGUGUUGUUGAUCUUCACCGUUGUCAUGGUAACUGCCUUGGUAGCUGCAGAAACUUUCGAUGAUCUCACCGAUGAUGAUCUUAAUGAGAUGGAAGCUCUGAUUUUCAAAAGAGCUGAUUCAAAUGAAGCUGACAUCGGAAUGGAGUUUGAUGACGACGAAAUGGAGAAACGAGGCCGUGGAAAGGGACGGGGAAAAUUUUUCCGCUGCACACAUCCAUUAAAUGGAUUUUCAUGUGUCUGUGAUAGGCGAUAUCGCAAAAGUAAUCCCAAAUACUACCGGGUAUGCGGACAUCAGUGAGAAGCCGAAUAUCCGACACUGGAAUGGACCGGCGUGAAAAUCGGAUACGAGAAUCCAUGGACAGACAGCGAAAAUAAAUCAACUCCAUUUAUAUUGAAGGUGCAACCCAAAAGUGGAUGGAUUUUUACACUAUUCUGCAUGCCGUGAUACCGUGACUAUUGGUCGUAAAUAUUAAGUUGAUAUUGGAGGAAUCGAGGAUCGAGUUUUUAUAAGCCUUUUGGAAGAGUAAUUUGUGGAAAAUGCAGGCUACAUAGAUGAUCCUCUAGUCAUAUUGGAAUAUUGAUGUAUUCACAAACCUAUGAUCACAAAUUGUUAAUUUUCAAGGGAGUUUAGAUAAUAGUUCCGAAUGUGUUUUUAUUUGUUAAUAGUAUACAUAAUGUUCGAUCAGUGAAUCACAUUCAGUCAUGAAGCCGACUCUCGGUCGGUAUAGAGUUAGCAGUGAGAUACCUGUAUAUAGGCAAGCUCUUUUGGCUUUCUUUUUAGAUAGUAGUGCGCUCAGUGCGUGGUUAACACGCACGAACAAAAUAAAAAUAGCGAUCCAAUAAUCAAUUUGCGGCUUGUGUAUGAAAGUUUCAUUUUUUUUUCAUUUAUUGGUUUCUGCAACACUUUUUCAUGAAUAUAUUAACAAAGAAAAUACAAUAA
Messenger RNA from Lytechinus variegatus (green sea urchin), 1086 nucleotides. RefSeq lists its product as uncharacterized. The coding region runs from base 133 to 444 and encodes 103 amino acids. The transcript has 3 exons. Lineage: Eukaryota; Metazoa; Echinodermata; Echinoidea; Temnopleuroida; Toxopneustidae. The record is from RefSeq and is a predicted model, not a curated record.